Messenger RNA from Necator americanus (New World hookworm), 216 nucleotides. RefSeq lists its product as uncharacterized. The record is from RefSeq and is a predicted model, not a curated record. Bases 1 to 216 code for a protein of 71 amino acids. NCBI's taxonomy places the organism in Eukaryota, Metazoa, Nematoda, Chromadorea, Rhabditida, Ancylostomatidae. The transcript has 3 exons.
AUGUCCUUAUCGAAGUCUUUAGAGAAUGCUAUUACCACUGGUAAUCUGGACUCCCUUACCGCUUUGCACGUACGACGACAUAUGAUUUUGCACGGUUUGAGCCACCGAAGUGACUCCGACGUCAUCGAGCAUAAAUUAGAACAGCAAGAAAAUGCUAAGUCGUCCAUAUUCAAGAUUGGCUCAAAAAGCGUAGUAGUUUCACUACCAGAAUUAUGA